This is a messenger RNA of Dimorphilus gyrociliatus, 387 nucleotides long. The record is from the annotation of a GenBank genome assembly. NCBI's taxonomy places the organism in Eukaryota, Metazoa, Annelida, Polychaeta, Dinophilidae.
ACAUAAAUCUUCAAGAUGUCCGUAGGAACAUGUCCCAGAGAAGAACAGUCAAGAGGUUUCUUAGAAGAACAUCGAAUUCCCGAAUUGUUCAAUAACCUGACAUCGCAACUGAUCUUUCAUAGACCAGAUGAUCCUCGUGAUUUUAUGAUACAAACAUUAGAGUCUCUCAAGCAAGCAAGAACCACUGGAAUUGAUCAUCCUUGUCUGUUCGACGAUUCGAAUAUUGAAAGUGUAUUUGGGAUGCUGGACCCAAAUACUACUGGCUACAUUCGUCUAGCACAAUAUAAAGCAGGACUAAUUACUUUGGGUAUCAACAAAUUCAAUGAACAUCCUCCAGGGAGUGAAAUGGAUCGGAUAUCUUUGGCAGCCUUUAAGAAAGAAGCGUGA